CCGUCCUAGAGUAGAAAACAUAUCAUAAAUUGUGACUGCAACUUAACAACUGCAACUGCAUCUACUUUCAGUUUAGUGUAACUGUAACUUUGAUUAAUUUACUUUCAGUUUGACAUCGACAAGUCAUCAACACGGAUUUGAAAACAUGGCUGAUGCAGUAAAUGAGACUUUGCAAAAUGUUGCACAAAAUGCAACUUCAAAAACUCCUCCAUCGAUACAAGGGAUGUGGUUAGCUUAUUCAAGCUUAGUUAUUAUGGCUUGUGUUCCAAUUUUUUUUGGAGCUUUUCGAUCUGUCAUAUAUUUAAAGAAACAGAAAGACUCUGGAGAGAAACCAGAAACGAUGUCUAAAAAAGACGCAGCCAUGUUUCCACUCAUUGCUAGUUGUGCUCUUCUAGGAUUAUAUAUAUUUUUUAAAAUUUUUUCCAAGGAGUACAUUAAUUUAUUGGUCACUAUGUAUUUCUUCAGUUUGGGUGUCCUGGCUCUAACGCACAUUUUAAGCCCCCUCAUAUCAAAAUUUCUUCCUAAGGGUUACGAAGCUCAACAUCAUGUAGUUUACACAAGAGGAACAGAAGCUGAAAAAGAAGAAUUAGUGAACUUCACUUUUAGCACAGCUAAUCUUGUUGCUGUUGGUUUGUGUUCGGUGGUUGGUGGAAUUUAUAUAUGGAACAAGCAUUGGGUUGUAAACAAUAUCUUUGGAUUGGCAUUUGCUUUGAAUGGUGUUGAGUUUCUUCAUUUGAAUAAUAUAAUCAUUGGCUGUACUCUGUUGGGAGGUUUAUUCAUUUAUGACAUAUUUUGGGUGUUUGCUACUGAUGUUAUGGUUACAGUUGCAAAGUCAUUUGAAGCCCCAAUCAAAUUGGUCUUCCCACAAGAUAUUUUAGAAAAUUGGUUGCAUGGUAGCAAUUUCGCAAUGCUUGGACUUGGGGAUGUGGUUAUUCCUGGAAUCUUUAUUGCUCUCCUUUUACGGUUUGACCUAAGUCUUAAACGUGGCCAAUUGCUCUAUUUCUAUUCAAGUUUUGUAGCAUAUUUCUUAGGACUUGUGCUUACCAUCGUCAUCAUGUCGUAUUUCAAACAUGCUCAGCCAGCUUUAUUAUAUCUAGUACCUGCCUGCAUUGGUGUUCCAGGCCUUGUUGCUGUUCUCAAAGGAGAUUUGAAAGCUCUCUUGAGUUAUGCAGACCACCCUGAGGAAGAAGAGACACCAAAAAAAUCACAAAAAGAAGAAGAUGCAUCAAAAAAGGCACCAAAAGAAGAAACUGAACAAAAAGAGUACAACUUAAGAAAUUCUAGUCGCAAAGAAGUAAAAAAAGAACAAUGAUUUUAUAAAAAGAUUCAUGUUGCGUAAGGUGUAUUUAUUGCAACCUUAUGUUUGUGAUUGUGUUCAUAUACAUGAGACACAUAAAGUAUUUCCAUUUUUUUUUUGUUAUUUGAAAUUGUAUCAUGAGCUUCCAAAAGCAUGUUGUUUUUUUUUUUAAUUUUUAUUGGCAGUGAUGUGCGAAAGGGGAGUCCAAGGGGACAUUAGCAAAUUUUUAAAUUAGACUUAUUUUCUGCAAACAACAAAUUUGUAAACUAUAUAUGUAUCAAACUAAACUAUGCAAAUGAAUUAUAAGUAUACUAUGUAUCAAAUGAAUUAGAAAUAUAUUUUAAACAUUUUAUAAUUCAUUUUAAAUGGUAAAAUAGCUGUUCAGCAAUGAAUGAAAUCAGUUAGGUUCUUAAGACAUUUUCUUCCAGCUUCUAUUCUCAAAAGUAUUGGACCUUAACAUUCUUUAACUUGAAAUACUAUAAUAAUUAAAAUUUGCCUUAUACAGUAAGCAGGAUGUUCACUACUUCUAUAUUAUAAUUUUUUUUUUUUUUUACUAAACUUUAAAUCUAUUACUAUUAUUCUUAUAACAUUACACUUUUUAUGUUUUCAUCAAUAUUGAUAUUAUAUUGCUGAAAAGGAAGGUUGCAGUAAUAAAUAAUUUUUACCUCAGAAUAAUUUCUACUUGAAUCCAUUAUACUUUUCAUUAGUGAAUAUAUUCUACUGAUUUGUUGCGUUAUUAUUUAAAUAGGUCUUUCACCCUUCCAGUGAUAUCCCUCUUUCCAGGGGCGUCUAACCCAGGAGUUUGCCCCUGACAUUAAUUAUUGGUAAUGUUUUCAAAUUGUCUACAGAAUUAGAACCAUCUGCAAAUAUAAUUUCAAAUAUUCAUUCCCUUUUAAAAAAAAGGUCCUUUAUUUCCUACACAAAGCUAUUUUUUUACUCUUUUUAAUUAAGUUUUUCUUGUUAGAUCAAUUUUUGUUUUAAAAGUGAUCUUGUCAUGUGAGCAUUAUACUCUGCCAUUUAAACAUGAAACUUAUAUCAUUUUUAUAAAUAUGAGACAGUUACAUUUAAAUUUAUGUAUGGUAUUUUUUGUAAGAAAUAUGUUAGUACUUAAAAAAGUUUAAAAAAAAAAAAUCAGUUUCUUACAAUUUUUGCCACCUUUUUGUAAUAAAAUUCCGUUAAAAUAGCUUUGUUUAUUUUAAGAUAGUAGGACUAAUUAAUUCUAAAUUUAAAGUUGUCUUUGUAAAAUUAUUAAAUUUUAUUGCAUAGCUAAAUAUUUGUGACGCACAUUGCAUCCGCAGCAACAUAAAUUUAUUUUGAUACUUUUUUCUGUGCUGCUUUGUUUAUUUGCAUUUCCCGAGUGUGAUAUUCAUAUUAAAUUAUAGUUGUUAAAAGUUAAAUAUCAUUCCCAAUUUUUCUUAAUCCUAUAAAUGUUAUGUUAUUGGCAUAAAUGUAAAACAAAACCAUUUUUGUAAUAAAGAACCUUUGAGUGGAUAUUU
This is a messenger RNA of Parasteatoda tepidariorum (common house spider), 2793 nucleotides long. Its product is annotated as signal peptide peptidase. Gene Ontology annotation, biological process: membrane protein proteolysis. Gene Ontology annotation, cellular component: cytoplasmic side of endoplasmic reticulum membrane; membrane; lumenal side of endoplasmic reticulum membrane. Gene Ontology annotation, molecular function: aspartic endopeptidase activity, intramembrane cleaving. NCBI's taxonomy places the organism in Eukaryota, Metazoa, Arthropoda, Arachnida, Araneae, Theridiidae. The record is from RefSeq and is a predicted model, not a curated record.